AUGUCACAGGCACAGGAGAAAGACCUCAAAAAUGACAUUAUUGUCGCUGAGAGCGGAGGCGAGUCCCCCGUGAGGUUGAAGGAACCGUACGAUGCGGGAGCAGAUCAGCAGGUGUACACUGAGCCGAAAAAGACAUGGAAGUCAUUCUUCUGGUCAUCGCUCGAUGUGCCACAUGAUGAAGCCCGUUUCCUCACCAAGCUUGACCUGACGUUAAUUUCCUCGUCCGCCUUGGGUGUUAUGUGCCGCUACCUUGACCAAGUCAAUAUCACCAACGCCUUCAAUAGUGGUAUGAAGGAGGACCUCUCGCUGUAUGGAAAGGAGCUCAACUACGCCACCGCAAUCUGGAGCGCGGCGUACGUCUUUGGGCAGAUUCCUUCGAAUUUGCUCCUUACCCGGGUCAACGCUCCUCUGUAUAUCGCGUUUCUAGAGUUCGCUUGGACCGUCUUCACAUUUGCCCAUGCUGGUGUAAAAAACGUCAACCAGCUCUAUGUCUUCCGCUUUUUUGUUGGCUUGUUUGAAGCGGGCCAUUUCCCAGCGGUGAUGUACGUGUGCUCGAGCUAUUACAAGCCGCAUGAGCUGGCACGACGCAACUCAUUGAUCCAAGUCUUCACCUCGGUUGGGCCUCUUUUCUCUGGGUUUCUCAUGGCGGCAGUCUAUGCUGGGCUAAACGGGUCAAAUGGCCUAGCUGGAUGGCGCUGGAUGUAUAUUGUCUGUGGUUGCAUCUCCCUUCCUUGUGCGAUCUGGACUGCAUUUGCAAUGCCCCAGCUACCUGCUAGAGCCAAGGCAAAUUGGAUCUUCACUGAGGAAGAAGUUCAGCUGGCCCGCUCUAGGAUGCCCAGCGAGCGGAAACCUCUCACUGGACUGUUCAAGUGGAAGGACAUCAAGCGCUGGCACACUACAUGGCCCGUCUACCUCUUGAUCUUCUGGGUUAAGAGCUACAACGUCCCGGGAAAGCCGGCUGUCUUUUCAGUCGCCGAGAUCAACAUCAUCCCUCUCGGAAUCAACAUCAUCUCCAUAGUCUGUACCCUAAUCAACUCCUGGGUAUCGGAUAGCCUGCCUGGCGCAGCUAGAUGGCCGGGCAUGGUAUUCGCGAGUGUCAUGGCCAUCAUCUUCCCCAUCGCUCUGGCAGCCACACCAGUCCACCCAGCAAAUAUUGCAUCCCGCUGGGCUCUUUACUACCUCACCGCGCUGUCUGGAACAUGCGCGGGCAUAACAUGGACAUGGGUGAACGAGACAAAUCGGGACGAUCCCGAAAAGCGGGCGUAUACCUCUGCAUUGAUGAACGCAUUCGCUUACAUCUUCACUGCUUGGGUCCCGAUCUUCACCUUCCCGACCAACCUGCAGCCGUACAUCGUCACGGGCAACUACAUCACGGCCGGGUUCGGGGCGGCGGCGGCGAUAACUGCUCUCGUCAUGCGACAUUUUUACAAUCGGGAUCUCAAGUUACAGGAGAGGGACGAGUCUAAGGGUGCUUGA
Messenger RNA from Diaporthe amygdali, 1476 nucleotides. RefSeq names its product major facilitator superfamily transporter. Gene Ontology annotation, molecular function: transmembrane transporter activity. Lineage: Eukaryota; Fungi; Ascomycota; Sordariomycetes; Diaporthales; Diaporthaceae. The record is from RefSeq and is a predicted model, not a curated record. Gene Ontology annotation, cellular component: membrane. The coding region runs from base 1 to 1476 and encodes 491 amino acids. Gene Ontology annotation, biological process: transmembrane transport. The transcript has 11 exons.